Molecule: messenger RNA, 1815 nt
Organism: Clonostachys rhizophaga
Lineage: Eukaryota; Fungi; Ascomycota; Sordariomycetes; Hypocreales; Bionectriaceae
Source: the annotation of a GenBank genome assembly
AUGUCGACGCAGGUAGAAACAUGGCACCAGGGCGAGGCAGCCGUCCAGAAGGCGCUCAAGAUCCCCCCACACAGGAACCCGACCUACUAUGGACUCCCCGCAAGAUUUGGCCUCCGAGUGAACCACUCUUCGCUCAUGGCGGUCGGCACUCUUGAUGCUGAUGGCCGACCGUGGACCACGCUCUGGGGAGGGCAGCUCGGCUUCUCGCGCCCCAUCCAGCAGGACGUUCUGGGCAUCAACACCUCUGUCGCCACCGACGCAGAUCCAGUGUUCAAGGCUCUGUGGGGGCCGGGCGAUCAUGGCGAGGGUGAUGUUGUCCAGCAUGAAAACAAGCUGAUGGCGGGCCUGGCGUUUGAGCCGGAGACGAGGGACAGAGUCAAAAUCUCAGGCAAGAUGAUCGCUGGGGCCAUCACGGACAAGGCCAAGACGAACAUCCAAAUGGCAAUGGCAAUCACACAGUCCAUUGGCAACUGUCCCAAGUACAUCGCUAAAAGAAGGAUUACGCCAAGACCCAUCGUGAAGGAGAAUGUGGCGAUAGCGCACGAGGGACUCCCACUGCCUUCGGAGGCAAUUAAGUUGAUAAAUAAUACGGAUCUCUUCUUCCUGUCUACCACCGACGGAAAGGAGAUGGGGACCAACCAUCGAGGUGGUCCACCAGGAUUUAUGAGGGUUUUAAGCAACAAUUCGAAAGCAGUGGAACUCAUCUAUCCAGAAUACUCUGGAAAUCGAUUUUACUCUACCCUUGGAAACUUGAAAGUUAACCCGCUGGUCGGCAUCGUCAUUCCGGACUUUGACACCGGCGAUGCGCUGUACCUGACCGGUUCUACGUCCCUCUUGUUCGGUGAGGAGGCGUCAUCCGUCCUCGCCAGGACCCAAGUUGCCGUGAAAAUCACCGUCUCAGAUGCCAAGUUCAUCCGGCAAUGCCUCCCCUUCAGAGGACCACUAGUCGACCAUUCUCCCUACAACCCACCAGUCCGGUAUCUGACCAGCGAACGAGCCCCGAAAACCGCACCAGUUUCCUCUAAUUCCUCCAUAUCAGCGGCGCUCAUCAACAAAGAACCCAUCACACCGACCGUCAAUCGCUUCACAUUCAGACUCUCCUCGAAGCCGAAAUGGGCAGCAGGGCAGCAUGUGACGUUUGAUUUCCACGACGAGGUGAGCGGCGGGUACAGCCACAUGAACGACAGCGACCCCCAGAGCCUCAACGACGACUACAUCCGGACCUUCACCGUCUCGAGCCGGCCGGAGGAUGAGAAUCUACAAAUCACAGUGAGGAGGAACGGGCCGGUGACGGGAUUCCUGUGGAGGCAGAACGUCAACGCACAGCUUGAGAUCCCCGUCAUGGGCUUUGGGGGCAAAGAGGAAUUUCACCUUCCCGUACCCACCUCACCUUCCUCAGAAGAUGGCAAAUCGUCUUCGGUAUUUGUAGCUGGUGGUGUUGGGAUUACGCCGAUCCUUGCACAGGCAGGCCCAAUCGUUGCUGGCGGAGGAUCGAGCCUGGCGGUUCUCUGGACCUUGAAGAGGGAGGAUGCCAACUUUGCUCUUGAUUCCUUUGAGAGGAUCCCAGGUCUAGCGGAUGCGACGAGGCUGUUCCUCACCGGGAAAGACGACGGUUCACCCACAGUGGCUGCCCAGGUUGAGAAGCUGAAAUCCAUGGGUUCACAUGUGGAGGAACGGCGGAUUAGUGAAGAUGAUUUUGAACCUUUUAAGAGAGAAGGGGUGCGAUAUUAUAUUUGCGCUGCGCCAGUUCUGAUGCGCCAGGUCACUACUUGGUUAGAGGGGUUGGAUGUUGUCACUGAAGAUUUUGGCUACUAA